UCCAUGCCGCACUCUAACACCCACAUUAACACACUUAAUUUUUUUUAUUAUUUUAGUUACUGCAUUCCUUUUGCCGGCUUUCUCUUUUGGUAUGCAUCCGUUCCUUUCUUCCUUUGGAGGAGAAAAGAACUUUUGAGCCAAAAUCCAUCCUCAUCUUUAUCUACCCAAAGUCAUCAACCAAUUUCUAUUAAAUCUGGAAUUACGGGAAGUGGGGGUAUUCCAAACAGUUUUCCUGCACCUUCCGUUGCCGUUAUUCGAAGAGUUGUGGUUACCGUUGUUGUGUUAGCAAUGGUCUAUUUAGUCUGUUGGACACCUUAUUGGAUAGGAAUGUAUGCCCAAAGACUUUUUCAUUUGAGAAUGACUAAACAGACUGUAAUUGUCAUGUAUUAUGUACAUUUAAUGCCAUAUAUCAGCUGUGCGGCAUACCCGGCAAUUUUCACUUUAUUUAAUCGCCCUAUCCGUUCAGCCCAUUAUCAAUGGAGGCGGUCAAUGCAGAGAAGAAUGAACGGAAGUCAGUUGGUGAGGAGAGUGAGGGAUGCUUUAGUAACUAGAACAGACAGUCAAAGGUCAAUGAACAGAAGGGGCACAACAAAAAUUUCUAGCAGUAUUUUAAGAGAAAGACCGAGUAGUUGUGAAAUGGAAAGACACCAAAGUUGUGUGUUACUGACAAGAAAAGAAUCCCCUUUGGCUGCUGUCAGUUUUUGA
Messenger RNA from Meloidogyne enterolobii, 705 nucleotides. The record is from the annotation of a GenBank genome assembly. NCBI's taxonomy places the organism in Eukaryota, Metazoa, Nematoda, Chromadorea, Rhabditida, Meloidogynidae.